Molecule: messenger RNA, 588 nt
Organism: Stylonychia lemnae
Lineage: Eukaryota; Ciliophora; Spirotrichea; Sporadotrichida; Oxytrichidae
Source: the annotation of a GenBank genome assembly
AUGAAAUCCCUUUGUUUGAUUAUUGGUGCUGUUGCUGUCCUUUUAAACACAGCUUAGGCUUGCAAGAAUACUCUCUUUAAGGGGCAUCAAGGAACUAAUAUCUAUAAACUGUGCAAGACAUAUAUAGAUGAAAUGCAAUACUUGAGUGAGCCAUGUAGAGAUUCCUAUGAUCCAAGAGUUUAAGCUCCUCAAGAUAAUACUGAUAUUUUCAAAAAUAUACCUGAUCCUGGCGAAUAUGCUAUAGCAAUGUUCUCUGACUCCUCUCCAAAAUAUACCUUUGCAUUCGAAAGGAAUCCAAAAGUUAAAUAACUGAAAGAGCAAGAUGUUUAGUUACUUAUUUAAAAUGGAUAUAGACCACAACAGAUCUCUUUAAUUCGAAGAGAUAAUUGGAGACUUAACCAAGCUAGUUUUCCAUCUGAAAUGGGAUAAGUAUUUAUGAAAGGUGGGCCUUUAGAAAUCUAUGAAAUCGAGGUCGCAAGUCCAUUCUUCGGUGCUUACCCCUUCUCUCAGGAUCGUGAAUAUACAUUGAGAGAUAAAAAAUAACAUAAGAAGAGCAAAUCAUUUGUUGAAAAUAAAAUACUGUAAUGA